Molecule: messenger RNA, 1455 nt
Organism: Oldenlandia corymbosa var. corymbosa
Lineage: Eukaryota; Viridiplantae; Streptophyta; Magnoliopsida; Gentianales; Rubiaceae
Source: the annotation of a GenBank genome assembly
AUGUUGACAACAACAAAUCACAAAGCAGAAGCAGCAACAACUGAAGAAGAAGACAAUCAACUAACACAAGUACUUCUCACCUCAGACUGCGUCGAUCCAACCACCACCGCUGACCCUCACCAUCACAAUUAUCCCUCAAAAAGAGCUGGGACGAUAUGGACGGCGACGGCACACAUAAUUACCGGAGUGAUCGGUGCCGGAGUAUUGUCACUUGCAUGGAGCAUCGGCCAACUGGGUUGGGUUGCCGGUCCGUUAGCCAUUUUAGUCUUCGCCGGGAUCACGGUGGUUUCCUCCCUCCUCCUCUGCGAUUGCUACAUGUCGCCGGAUUCCAACUUUGGUCCUUUCCGACAUCCUUCCUUAACCGAAGCCGUCAAUUUCUACUUAGGGAAGAGGAUGGAAAGCAUAUGUAAAUUUUUGGUGGUGGAAGGCUUAUAUGGAACCGGGGUUGCGUACACCAUCACAACAAGUAAAAGUAUUAGUGCAAUACAGAAAUCAAACUGUUACCACAGAAAUGGGCAUAAUGCCAAUUGCAGCCAUGAUACUUCUAAAUUCAUGCUAUUGUUUGGGGCUGUCCAAAUUGUAAUGUCUCAAAUUCCAGAUUUCCAUAACAUGGCUUGGCUCUCUAUCAUUGCUGCUGUUAUGUCCUUCUCCUACGCUUUCAUUGCCUUAGGACUUGGCCUCGCAAAAGUUAUCGAAAAUGGGAAGGUUUUGGGCAGUAUGACUGGUAUUCCAACAGCAAAUACAACAGAUAAGUUAUGGUUAGUCUGCCAGGCACUUGGAGAUAUUGCAUUUGCAUAUCCCUAUUCUGUAAUCCUUCUUGAAAUUCAGGAUACAUUGAAGUCACCUCCAUCUGAAAGUAAAACCAUGAAGAAAUCUUCAAGUGCUUCAAUCAUCAUAACGACAUUCUUCUACCUUUGUUGUGGAUGCUUCGGAUAUGCAGCCUUUGGUGACCAAACCCCAGGAAAUCUCCUCACUGGAUUUGGCUUCUAUGAGCCAUAUUGGCUUCUUGAUUUCGCUAAUGCCUGCGUUAUUUUGCACCUCGUUGGUAGCUAUCAGGUGUACAGCCAACCAGUGUUUGCAAUAGUGGAGCAAUGGUUCAAUUCAAACUACCCAAACAGCCAAUUUACAAGGAAUUUUGAAGCGAAGCUGCCAUUGUUACCUAGUUUUGAGCUGAAUAUGUUCAGGUUAUGGUUCAGGAGUGCAUAUGUGUUGUCCAUAACUGGAAUCUCUCUGUUAUUUCCUUACUUCAAUCAAGUACUAGGAUUGUUGGGGGCCUUAAAUUUCUGGUCUGUGGGAAUAUAUUUCCCUGUGGAAAUGUUCAUUAAGCAAAAGAAGGUUGGUAGCUGGAGCAGAAACUGGAUCCUUCUUAGGAUUUUUAGCAUCAUUUGCUUGGUUAUUUCUGUGGCCAGCUUCAUUGGGUCAGUUCAAGGACUCAUUAAUGCCAGACUCAGAUGA